Salvia splendens (bonfire salvia) is the source of this 2184-nucleotide messenger RNA. RefSeq names its product putative late blight resistance protein homolog R1A-10. NCBI's taxonomy places the organism in Eukaryota, Viridiplantae, Streptophyta, Magnoliopsida, Lamiales, Lamiaceae. The transcript has 5 exons. Bases 15 to 1946 code for a protein of 643 amino acids. The record is from RefSeq and is a predicted model, not a curated record.
ACGAAGAAGAAAGUAUGGAGCUACUGUGUGAGAAGGUGUUUGGUGAUGAGGGUUGCCCUCCUCAACUCCACAAACUUGCCACCAAAAUUUCCAAGCUUUGUGAAGGUCUCCCUCUCUUGAUACUCAAUGUUGCUCACAUCCUAUCGGAAUCCGAGCACAAUAGAGAUCCAUUCUACUGGAAUGAAGUAGCAGAAAUGAAAAAUUCAGUCUUCAAGGAUGCAUAUAAUGAAAUAUCAAAGGUACUUUUACCAAGUUACCACUACUUGCCUGAACGUCUUAAAAUGCCUUUUCUGUUUAUCGGUGUUUUCGCUCAAGAUUAUUACACCCCCAUUUCCAAGAUCACCCUUAUGCUCAAAGCUGAGGGGUUGUGGGAUAAUUGGGAUUGUUUGAGAGAGCUAGCUAUCGAUUAUAGUCUUGUUUUAUGUAGCAUGAAGAGCGUGAAUAAAAAUGAUACUAAGAAGUAUAUUGGUGAGUAUAAAACUUGUCGGCUUCAUUCUUCAUGGCGGCACGUGUGUAGAGAAGAAGCUAGCAAGUACAAGUUUUAUCAUGUCUUAAAUAAGUUGAUCGAUGCCAAAGAAGAAAGUCUAAAAGGUCAGCGUGGAUUGUGUCUUGAAAAUAACAUUUUAUUCAGUAUCAGAGAGUUUUGCAACUCGGUGAGAUCGAACUGCGCAUUCUCUACCCGUUCUCUCCUUUUCUAUGGUCCUUACCACCAAUAUCCAAUUCCUAUAGAUGUCAGUUUCAUGUUGCUAAGGGAAAUAGAUGCUCUUCAAUUGCGUUUCUAUACCUUCCCAACGGAAAUUCUGUCACUAGUUCAACUAAAGUACCUUGCUCUAACUUGCAACGGAGAAGUACCUGCAACUAUAUCAAAACUUUUCAACCUCCGAGCCUUGAUUAUCCAUCCUCAUCUGAAUAUUAUAUGUUGUGAAUCUCCAUCAUAUGUACCAAUACAAAUAUGGGAUAUGCAUGAGUUAGAGCAUAUUGAGAUAUUGGGAAAGAGUCUUGGAGCUCCAUCUCAUGUUGCUGCUUAUUUGAAAAAUCUGAAAACACUUGUAGGUGUGAAUGCUAGCAUUUGUACUGUAUUGGAGCUCUCCACAAGGAUUCCCAACAUAAGGAAAUUAGGAAUACAGAUUGAGCUAACGCCUUAUGACGACCAUAACAACCUAUUGAGCUGUUUUGAUUGUAUUUCAUCACUUGAAAGUUUGAAGACACUCAAAUUAAGUAUCACAAAUCCUGUAGUCAAUCAUGGUAAUGUUUUCUUGGUGACUCGUGAGUCACUGAAGUUUCCACAAGGUUUGAAAAAGUUACAUAUGAGUGGCAUGGGUUUUCCCUGGGAAUAUAUGGAUGUUAUUGGCUCUUUGCCAAUUCUUCGAGUGCUCAAAUUGCGUUCCUACGCCUUUCAAGGGUCACACUGGGAAGCACAAGAUGGAAGUUUUAGGAGUCUUCAGUUUCUUCUAAUUGAAGAAAGUGACUUGGUGCAAUGGAAACCGGGAUACGGAAGCUUCUCUAGGCUUAAAUACCUAAGCAUGAAACAUUGCUACAAACUAAAAAAGAUCCACGGGUCUCCUUUUCUAAACCAACAUGGACGUACAAUAGAGAUUGAAUUGGAGGACUGCAAUCCUUUAGCUUUGACUUGGGCUGUCCAAUUACGACCAAGUAUUGGUUCUACGCUUCGUGUAAUUGCCUUUUCUUCAUUUUACAAGAAACCAACAACUUUCAAAUCUGAAAGGUACGGAGGCGAUAUCAUAGUUCAGCAACGAAGAAUUUUAUACAGUAGAGUUGCCGAUGAUGAUAUUGAAGAAAUUAUUGACUGCGCGAUGCAGAGAUUUGAAGAAGAUGGCAGUCUUAUGCCGAAGCACCAACGACAAGGAGCGUGUGGGUCCAUAUGGACAUUAUUUGAUGCUGUAUUUGGUUGUUUGGGCUUCAAGGAGACCUCUUUGAGGCGUUGAGUCUGCUGAUACAGAGUGUUACACCUGAAUUUUCUCAACAAAUUCAGCAACUUCAGUGAUUUCUUGGUAUUUGGUUCGAUUUCCAAUAAAUGAAUCAUCUUUGUGUUGUAUUAUUUGGUUGUCACAUGAACUGAAGUAUUGCAACUUAUGUUGGUUUCUUUUGUGGAUUAGAAGUUGAGAGGAUUAUGCAUUUGACUAUUAUUAUAGGUUGAAUUUGAUUCAAAGUAUUGGCUUGUUA